Bipolaris oryzae ATCC 44560 is the source of this 531-nucleotide messenger RNA. RefSeq lists its product as uncharacterized. The record is from RefSeq and is a predicted model, not a curated record. The transcript has a single exon. Lineage: Eukaryota; Fungi; Ascomycota; Dothideomycetes; Pleosporales; Pleosporaceae. Gene Ontology annotation, cellular component: Golgi apparatus. The coding region runs from base 1 to 531 and encodes 176 amino acids.
AUGUCGCGUUUCAGCAUUCCCAUCGAUGCGCUAACCUCGCGGAUGAACUUUGGCGGUCGCUUUGACAGCCUGCGCUCCACGUCGGUCUCGUCGCGCUUCGCCAAUUUGCGACCCAUUAGCGAGUUUUUCGAUGUCAAGCGCAUGUCCAAGCCCGCCAACUUUGGCGAAGUUCAGAGCAGAGUCAACUACAACUUGGGCUACUUCUCAAGCAACUAUGCCGCUGUCUUCGUCAUGCUCAGUAUAUACAGUUUGCUCACCAACUUGAUGCUCCUUUUUGUCAUCUGUCUGGUUGUCGGAGGCAUGUACGGUAUCGGCAAGCUCGAGGGCAAUGAUCUCGAACUUGGCAGCUGGCGCGCAACCACUUCUCAACUAUACACCACGCUGUUCGUUAUUGCAAUUCCUCUCGGUCUCUGGGCCUCACCCUUCACCACUGUUCUCUGGCUCAUCGGAGCGACUGGUGUGACUGUCGUGGGCCACGCCGCAUUCAUGGACAAGCCAAUCGAGUCAGCUUUUUCCGAGGAGGCGGUCUAG